ACUUCCCUCUGGCUCACAAAGAAACCCACUAAACGUUUCCACCAAGGGUACAUGAACUGGUCUAGGCAAGCGGGAACCGUGGGCGGCUCCUUUAAGGGCAGACAUCCCCCGAAUGAGAGACAGUGGAUCCUACAGUGCAGUGUGCUUCGAGCGGAUAUGGAGAAAAUGGAACGGUGCCGCCGGUAGCCUCCUGUAUCUGUCUAACUGCUCGUCGAGGAUAACGAUAUGAAGACAAGUAAUGUAUAUUAUUGGCCUUGAUUGGAGAACAACAACAACAACAACAACAACAACAACAGCAAUAACAACAAACAACAGAGCAAGGAUUGGCUCCCCGACAUCAGCGUAGCGCCAUGCAGUGAGUCGGACAUCGAGCCUCUCCCGGGCGGGUUGGCAUGGCCCAGUGAUGAACGGCGCGGUGGUGCCAGGCAGCCCGGAGUUCUCGUGCCCGCUGCCCGACUGGCGAGAGUUCUGCGAGCUCCAUGCCCGCGCCUCCGCCUCCGACUUUGCCCACAAGUUCCGCCGCUUCCUGACGGAGAACCCUUGCUACGACUCCCCAGGCGCCGACAGCAGCUUCUCGCAGCACUUCGCCAGACACUUCCUGGAGUGUUUCUCUGCUGCUCUUGCCCAGGCCAGGGACCACCAGGCCUCGCUCUCGCCAGGGGACGACGGCUCCAACGCUCCCCCCAAAUACAGCAUCGUUCCCUUCCUGGGCAUCCAGGGCUGCCCUCUGCCCUACAGACACAACGACCUCUACCAGCGGCGCAAGGACGCCGGUGCCUCUUGCGAAUCCCUGGACAGUAUGGACAGUGGAGGUUUAGGAGUAGGAGGGAUAGGGGGAGGGAGUUCCUCCUCCAUGACCACCUCCCGCGCCGCCCAGCCGGCCCACAAGCCCUCUGCUCUGGGCCAGUCUCGCAGCUCGGAGGACGUGUCAGUGGGACACCCCAAGGCCCGCUUCAAAAAGGGAUUCUCUCUGAGGAACAUGAGUCUGUGUGUGGUGGACGGGGUGAAAGAGAUCUGGCACCGCCACGCCUCCCCUGAACCAGACCCUGCGGGGGGAUCCGGGGGGGCCAGAAGGGCCAACGGAGGAGUGGGAGGAGGGGAGCCAGGCGGGGAGAGAUGGUCCCAGAGACUGCGUCUUCCCAGGGGGUCCCAGGGGCACAAGGCUGAGCUGCUGGAGAUCCAGAGAGAGGGGGCGCUGCGCUACAUGGUGGCUGAUGACACUAACUGUAUGGGGGCGGCUCAGUGGCAGAAGUGUAGGUUGCUGCUGAGGAAGACCAGGAGGGACGAGGGGGGUGACAAGUUCCUGUUGGAGUUCUACGUACCACCCAAGUCAUCAAAGCCCAAGGUGAGCAUCCCUCUGUCUGCCAUCAUGGAGGUGAGGACCACCAUGCCCCUGGAGAUGCCUGACAAAGACAACACCUUCGUCCUGAAGGUGGAAAAUGGAGGUGAAUAUAUCCUGGAGACCAUCGACUCGCUGCAAAAAAACUCCUGGGUCGCUGACAUCCAGGACUGCAUGGACCCUGGGGACAGUGGAGAUGACAUUGAGCUGGCGUCAUGUCCCCACGGCCAGGCGUCUAAAGAGUUUUCCAUGGUGGCCUCCUGCAGCUGUGAGCUUCUUUCAGAGGGUGUCCAUCACGUCUCUGAGAGAUCCUGUGGCUCAACAACAGCAGCAGCAGCAGCAGAACUGUACAGCGCCCCCUCUGUCCGCUGCAGAGAACUACCCUUCACCCAGCACCCCUCCCACGUCCCUCUGGAGCACUUCCUCCAGUCCCCAGAGGCCCGGGGGAAAAGCCCCACCACAGGGGUUCCAUGUGAGGGGGCAACCGAGACGGAGGCGGACCCCAGCCUGGCAGGCUACCCAUGGUUCCACGGGACAUUGUCACGCGUACGGGCGGCCCAACUGGUGCUGGCGGGCGGAGCUAGGAGCCACGGGCUGUUUGUGAUUCGCCAAAGCGAGACACGGCCGGGGGAGUUCGUCCUCACCUUUAACUUCCAGGGCAAAGCUAAGCAUCUGCGUCUGUCGGUGAAUGGUAACGGCCAGUGUCAUGUUCAUCAUCUGUGGUUCCACACCGUGUCAGACAUGCUCAGGCACUUCCAUGCCCACCCCAUCCCUCUGGAGUCAGGGGGUUCUGCCGACAUCACACUGCGUUCCUACGUACAAGUGCAGGGUACCCCCACAGACAGAUAUCCCGUCUCUCUCUAUUGCUCUCACACAGAUGUGACCGUGCCUCAGCUCCCCACCCCACCCAGGGACCAAGGCUGCCGGACUGACCCAGCCCAGCCAACCCUUCACCUCCCUGGGGUCUCACAGCCGGCGGCGCCCCCCUCCGACACCCCGCUCUCCUCCAGCUCCUCAUCCUCACCCACCGCCCUUCCUUCCCUCUCCCGUGGUGAGCCAGAGGACUACCAAGACACAGACGGAACACGCAGGGCCAGAGCUGUGGAGAACCAGUACUCCUUCUACUGA
Molecule: messenger RNA, 2467 nt
Organism: Coregonus clupeaformis (lake whitefish)
Lineage: Eukaryota; Metazoa; Chordata; Actinopteri; Salmoniformes; Salmonidae
Product: SH2B adapter protein 2-like
Exons: 10
Coding region: 404-2467 (687 amino acids)
Biological process (GO): intracellular signal transduction; antigen receptor-mediated signaling pathway
Cellular component (GO): plasma membrane
Molecular function (GO): transmembrane receptor protein tyrosine kinase adaptor activity
Source: RefSeq, a predicted model, not a curated record